Talaromyces amestolkiae is the source of this 531-nucleotide messenger RNA. RefSeq lists its product as uncharacterized. The coding region runs from base 1 to 531 and encodes 176 amino acids. The transcript has 3 exons. Lineage: Eukaryota; Fungi; Ascomycota; Eurotiomycetes; Eurotiales; Trichocomaceae. The record is from RefSeq and is a predicted model, not a curated record.
AUGACACAACCAAUAGCCCCCGUCGAGCAAACCACUCAACCGCCCACAAAGACAGAGAACACGCCCUUCCCCCGAAUCACAAUCACAUAUUGCACUCAAUGCAAAUGGAUGCUAAGGGCUGCAUAUUUUGCCCAAGAACUCCUCUCAACAUUCGGCACAACCCUAGGCGAAGUCUCGCUCCGCCCAGCCACAGGCGGUCUCUUCACCGUGACCAUUGUGCCGGAUACCAGCACAGAAGAGACCUUACUCUGGGACCGGAAGAGGGAUGGCGGGUUUCCUGAGGUCAAACAGCUCAAAGCCCUAGUGCGGAAUAUCGUGGAUCCAACUAGGAAUCUGGGACAUGUUGAUAGGGCGUUGAAUAAAGAAAAGAAAGAAAAGGAGGAUGUGACGACGGUCGAGGGUAAGGAGCCUGCAAAGCCGGAGAGUGGUGCCGAGCUACAGCAAGUUGCUGAUGCCACUGCUGCUGCUCAGACAAGUGAACAGGUGAAUCCUCCUCGCAAAUCUCAAGAAGUGUGCGAGGACUGUCAAUAA